AUGACACCCCCCAGGGAUCAGCAGGCGGACCAGGAGGCGCCGGUGGCGAUAAACGGGGAGGAGGAGGAGGGGGGAGGGGAGAAGGUACCGGCGGCGGUGGCGGCAGAGACUGAGGCCCCACAGGGGGGGGCGGCGGCGGCACCACAGGAGGCUGCAAGGGCGGCUGAGAUUGAGGGAGGGAAGACGGAGGAGAUAGGGAGGCCUGCGCCGGCUGAGAAGGAGGCCCCUGAGGCGGAGGAACCGGUGGGUGGGGGACCGGCGGCAGAGACGGCUGCUGAGCCGCAGGAGGUGGCUGAAUCUGCGGAGGAUGAGAGGUUAGCGGCGGCAGAGAAGGACUCAGCUGACACUGAGAGACCUGCAGCUGGGCCUGCAGCGUCUGAAGCGCUAGAAGAGAGGCCCACAUCGGCGAUGGUGGCGGCGGCAAGCAACUCGGGCCGGAAGACGCAGACGGCGCCACAAGCUCAGCCCUGGGCGGCGCCACCAAUGGAGAGGACAACAGUGCCGCCGGCGCAGACAAAGGCUGCUGCUGUGACGAAGAAGAAGCCAGCGACGGCAACGAUCGAGGCGGCAGGGGCUGCGUCGAUGGUUGCGAUUGAGGCGCCGGUGGCACCUGUGACCGUGGGGCCUGAACCAAGGAUCGCGCGGACUGUGGGGCAAGCAACGGAGAUGGCCGGGGAGGGCGGCGGUGGCGGAAGGAUUGACCCCGGGCCCUUAGAUGCGGAUGAGUCCGCCCGCUGGGAGACCGAUAAAUCGGCCCACGAGGCGCAGACGAACCGACGCGCGCCUGAGAAGAACCGCCGCCAGAAGCCGCGGCCGCAACAACAUCAGCGGCGGCUUGGAGAAGGGCUGGCACCCGCCCGACCUGGGCCCCUUGUGGGUUGGACGCAUCAGGCGGAUCCGCCCCAGGCAGUCGCCGAGGUGGAGGGCGGCGCUGACCAGUCAUCACCGCUGGAGAUCGCGGGAGAAGAGGCGGAGGCGCAGGAGGAGAGGGAGAGCGCCGCCGAAGAGGCAGAGGAGAGGAGGGCCGCGGCGAGACGCGGCCGCCACCAAGGGGGAACGAACCGGCAGCAGGCCCUGCGGGAGCAGGCCAACCGGAGAGCUGAAGGUCGACCGCCGGAAACCGUGACGCCUGGAGCGGCAGCGCGAGGAGUGCGAGGGAGGGGCCGAGGCAGGGGAGGAGGCCUGGGAAACUUGCUACUGCCUCACGAUUCCCCUGCUGCGGCUUUCCAAGAACCCGACCUGCCAAGGAGCCUGGCAAAUGUUGCUAUUCCUGCCCCGACUCACACUGAGAGCUAA
Molecule: messenger RNA, 1296 nt
Organism: Closterium sp. NIES-65
Lineage: Eukaryota; Viridiplantae; Streptophyta; Zygnematophyceae; Desmidiales; Closteriaceae
Source: the annotation of a GenBank genome assembly